This is a messenger RNA of Conger conger (European conger), 1725 nucleotides long. RefSeq names its product calmodulin 3a (phosphorylase kinase, delta) (gene calm3a). The record is from RefSeq and is a predicted model, not a curated record. NCBI's taxonomy places the organism in Eukaryota, Metazoa, Chordata, Actinopteri, Anguilliformes, Congridae. The transcript has 6 exons. Gene Ontology annotation, molecular function: calcium ion binding. Bases 201 to 650 code for a protein of 149 amino acids.
UGUGGCUAAACGAGCAGUGCGGAGCACCCGAGUUCUGAGGAAAGUUUGCCUGCGGUGAAACCGUCAGCACAACGUCGCUACAGUAAGCUCGAUCCUGCGGUGUACGUGGAAGGUGUAGCUUGCCAGAUACAAUAAAAGGCUGCGCGUUCUUUGAUUCCCAUUACUGCUUUUAAGGACCCAACUAGAACAUAAGAAAUAAAAUGGCUGACCAGCUGACCGAGGAGCAAAUCGCCGAGUUCAAGGAGGCCUUCUCCCUGUUCGACAAGGACGGCGACGGCACCAUCACCACCAAGGAGCUGGGCACGGUGAUGCGCUCGCUGGGCCAGAACCCCACCGAGGCUGAGCUGCAGGACAUGAUCAACGAGGUGGACGCAGACGGCAAUGGGACCAUAGACUUCCCAGAGUUCCUCACUAUGAUGGCGAGGAAGAUGAAGGACACGGACAGUGAGGAAGAGAUCAGAGAGGCCUUCCGGGUCUUUGACAAGGAUGGUAACGGGUACAUCAGCGCCGCAGAGCUGCGUCACGUGAUGACUAACCUGGGCGAGAAGCUGACGGACGAGGAAGUGGACGAGAUGAUCCGCGAGGCCGACAUCGACGGAGACGGACAGGUCAACUAUGAAGAGUUUGUGCAAAUGAUGACUGCAAAGUGAGGAGCGCUUUUCUUUCUCUUACAUUGCCUGUCCUCCUAUGAUCACUCUAUAAAAAAAAACUAAUCAAACAAACAAAAAAGCUACAAAAAAAAUCUUAAAUGUUAAAAUUCUGUAAAUGUGGUUCGAAUUCAACCUACUUCUGAGGCACUGACAGCUGCAGAAUAACCCCACUAGGAGGCGCCAGAUAACGUCUUAUCUGCAUGAGCUCUCUCUCUGAAUAAACCUGCCGGGACUCCCAGACGGCCACCAUUUUUUUGGCGAAAAACCCCAGAAAAGACUGACACUCAAAGCAGGAGGGUGUUUAAAAGAAUUUGACUAAUACAUAAAAAAAGAAAGAAAUGCUCGUGACGGAAUCGACUGACCGACACCCUUGACCUAAAAACAAAAGCGGCAUUUCAUUGAGCAUUUUUCUGUUUGGUAACAAUCUUUGCCAGAAGCACAGUGCUGUAUCCCAAUGAAAAAACAUGCACAGACAGACGGACUGACGAGCGACUGACUGACGGACGGACCGCUGACGGACGGACGGACACAGACACUCAUGCAGGCGCGCACACGAGAACCUUGCAUGCACCUUUCCUGGCGGUUUCCCUUACCACCGAGGGGGUCCCGGUUUUUGGGGUUGAGUGGAGAUGACGUUUGGAUACAGGCGGGUUUAUGCGAGCGCACGUGUAGCACGUGCGCGGGGAGACAUUGGAACACGCACAGGCGACGCAGUCCUUGGGCGUGUGUUUUUGAGGUUCGGUCCUCAGCGAUCACGAGCAGUGCGGAAUGAACAGAUUAAAACGCUUAUAGUGGGCUUGUUUUACUCCUUGGUUUUUUUAUGGCUAAUUUCUUUCCCCCCCCCCCCCCCCCCUCCUCUUGUAACGUACCUUUUUAUCAUAACCGCAACGUCAUGCUUCGGUAGCGCUGUAUGUGUUUGUGUGGAUGUACAGAUGCAGAGUAUUUAAUGAAAUAACAUUGCAUUCAGUGGACAAGAGCAUAGCUGUAAAUAUCUAAUCCACAAACAAUUAUGAUACAAAUGUAAAUGUUAUGCUUUUAAAAUGUGUGUUAUAUAUUAAAUGUGUUGUAAACUUUG